GCCUGGGUAUCUUCCGCCGCACCCCCACCAUUUCGCCCCUUUUCCGUUCUCUCCGAUUCCUCGCUUGCUUGUCGCUUUCUGCCAAUCUCCAUCUCCCCAACGAUCCAUGGCGACGGAUCUUGAGAUGAGGGCGAAGGAGGCCUUCGUCGACGACAACUUCGAUCUGGCCGUCGAUCUCUACACGCAGGCUCUCGAUGUCGACCCCAAGAACGCCGAUCUCUACGCCGACCGCGCUCAGGCCAACAUCAAGCUCGAGAGCUUCACCGAAGCAGUUGCAGAUGCGAAUAAGGCAAUAGAGCUUGAUCCAUCAAUGACCAAAGCCUAUUUGCGGAAGGGGACUGCUUGUAUCAAGCUAGAAGAGUAUCAGACAGCAAAAGCUGCUCUUGAAGCUGGUGUGCUGUUGGCACCUGGAGACUCUAGAUUCACCAAAUUAAUUAAGGAAUGUGAUGAGCGAAUUGCAGAGGAAACAGUUAGCUUGUCAAAAAAGGUGAUGCCAAAUGCACCACCAACUACAAUGUCUCAUUCAUCAGAUACAACCAUUGAGGAAGUGAACAGUUCUCAUUCCACACAUGGUCUUCCAAAUCAGACAAAAGAAACACCGAAUAAACCAAAAUUCAGACAUGAUUACUAUAAUACUCCUACGGAGGUGGUUUUAACUAUCUUUGCUAAAGGUAUUCCAGCUGAAAAUGUAACCGUUGAGUUUGGCGAACAAACAUUGAGUGUUACAAUAGAUUCCCUCGGAGAAGAAUAUCAUUUCCAACGUCGUUUGUUUGCAAAGAUUGUACCAGCAAAUUGCAGAUAUCAGGUUUUGUCUACAAAAGUGGAAAUCCGACUUUUAAAAGCGGAAACCAUUACAUGGACUUCACUGGAAUACAGUGGAAAAGCAGUCCCUCAGAAGAUAAAUACAUUUUCAGAUGCAGCUACAAUGCAGCAAAGACCAUCUUAUCCAUCCUCGAAGUCAAAAGUUGAUUGGGAUAAGCUGGAAGCUGAAGUGAAGAAAGAGGAGAAAGAUGAGAAGCUGGAUGGUGAUGCAGCACUGAACAAAUUCUUCCAGGACAUCUACAGAGAUGCUGAUGAGGACACUAGAAGGGCAAUGAGCAAGUCCUUUGUUGAAUCAAAUGGCACGGUCUUGUCCACGAACUGGGGUGAAGUUGGCUCGAAGAAGGUGGAGGGAAGCGCGCCCGAUGGUAUGGAGAUUAAGAAAUGGGAGUAUUGACAUCCGGCGUUGAUGAUUUUUGUUACUGUAACACGAGUGGUAGACACUUUUGGUCCUCAUGGGUAAGUUGUAUGAUUAAACUCAAUAAAAUAUGGGUAGUGUGGCGCUUGUUAGAUUCA
Musa acuminata AAA Group (dessert banana) is the source of this 1335-nucleotide messenger RNA. RefSeq names its product protein SGT1 homolog. The record is from RefSeq and is a predicted model, not a curated record. Gene Ontology annotation, molecular function: protein-folding chaperone binding. The transcript has 10 exons. Bases 107 to 1216 code for a protein of 369 amino acids. Gene Ontology annotation, biological process: defense response to fungus. Gene Ontology annotation, cellular component: nucleus; cytoplasm. Lineage: Eukaryota; Viridiplantae; Streptophyta; Magnoliopsida; Zingiberales; Musaceae.